Molecule: messenger RNA, 1057 nt
Organism: Culicoides brevitarsis
Lineage: Eukaryota; Metazoa; Arthropoda; Insecta; Diptera; Ceratopogonidae
Exons: 2
Coding region: 143-922 (259 amino acids)
Source: RefSeq, a predicted model, not a curated record
UGUCAUGUUUUGGUAAAAUUUCAAUACGAAAGUGUGUUUGCAGGAAGAAAUUUUUGAAUUUUUUACCUUUUUUUAAGGAUUUCGACCCAUAAAGAGAGUUAAAGUUAAAGUUGAAUCACAAAACAAGUCGAAAAACGUGAAAAUGGAUGCAAAUACAGGAAAACAACCAUUUGAUAUGUCUUUAGACGAAAUUAUCGCUUUGAAGAACGAUACCGACGGAUAUGUGCUCGAUUUGAACACAGAAGAGGACAUUGAGAUGAACGACGAUGAUUUUAAGGCUCCAUCUUCCGCGCCUUCCGUUUCCAUGAUGAGCUAUGGACGUACAAAAGACCCGGAAUUGUCGGUAAACAUUCGUCUUCGCCCCGAAAAUCUCGUUGAACGCCCAAAAUGUAUGCCUCCGCUGCUCAGUCGUGAAGCCCAAAAGCAAAUGGAUGAAUUGGAAGAACUGAAAUCGGAAAAUCGCUUACUUGAACUCAACAAUUUGAACAAAUCUCGUUCAAGCUUGAACUCAACAAUUGGUCGUUCAUCGGUUCGCAGCAACUUUCAUCGCACUUUUAAUCGAAGCAUCAACAAUCCGCCGAAAAAUCAACGAGGCAAACGUGAUUUGCGUCAAAUUUUGUUGCAAACUGUCGAGAAAAGUAACGCCAUUCAGCAAAAUACGACGAAAAGUAUCGCGAAUGUUGAUAUUUUGUUGCAAAAUCAAACGAUCUCGAAGUACGUUGACGUCAUUAACAUGAACUUUGGCGCGAAGAAGUAUGACAUGAACAUUCAAAAGGAGAUUGCGGCAUUGCAAAAGAAGCCUUUUAUGUAUGCUUGUGGCUCGUCAAAGGUAAUAACGCAAGACGGAGAAGGCAUUGAAGGACCGAAAGUGAUGGCUUUGGGUACAAAAUCGACAAUUAAUUGUCGUUUCUCGAAACUUUGAACUAUUUUUUGACACUUUUCUUUAGAUUUAAGUUUAUCUCGUACAAAAAACGAGAGAUAUUAAUGUUUUGAUUAACAUAAGACACGAAAAAAAUGUAUUUCACUGGCUUAAAUAGACUUUAUUUGUUUCAUCCUC